UAUGUUUGUGAUUGUAUUGUUGUGAGCAUUAUCAAUUUCGAAAAAUUCGAUUGUCCUUUAUCCAUUGUUUAAUGGUUGAAUUCUGAAAUUUCUUCUUCUUUUUUUGUUGCCAAUUCUGAAUCAGUAAUCAACAACCGAAUUUAAUUUUUUUUCCGCACAUUGAAUCAUCAAUAAAAUCGAUAACGAAUUAAAAAAAAACAAUGCCAUCGGUAAAUUAUGCCCGUUUGAAGACCAAUCUUUCAUUGGCCAUACAGCGUUUGAAAUUAUUGGAAAAGAAAACUGAAUCGGCACAAAAAUCACGUAAAGAGAUUGCCGAUUACAUUGAAAAUGGUAAAGUUGAACGAGCUAAAAUCCGUGUAGAACACAUUAUACGUGAAGAUUAUCUUGUUGAAGCAAUGGAAAUUGUUGAAAUGUUUUGCGAUCUUUUGUUGGCUCGAUUUGGUAUGAUACAGCAAAUGCCCACUUUAGACGAUGGUCUUGAAGAAGCAAUUUCAUCAUUAAUUUGGGUUGCUCCACGAAUGUCAACCGAUGUUAAAGAAUUAUCAAUCAUUGCCGAUUUAUUCACACAAAAAUAUGGCAAACAAUUUGCUCAGGCAGCCAAAGAAAAUCAACUUAAAUCGGUCAAUGAAAAAUUGAUGCUCAAAUUAGGUGUACAAGCUCCGCCAAAAAUUUUGGUAGAAAAAUAUUUGAUUGAAAUUGCCAAAAUGUUGGGCGUGAAUUAUGAACCUGAUGAAGAAGUAUUGAUGGAAGAUAAGAAAUACAACCAAGGAAAUGAUAAUAAUAAACCAGAUUCCUCGAGUGGAAGUGGUGGUUCAGCACAGCGACCACCACCAGGAUCAAUGUCAGGAUUGUUGAUUGAUUUGGCUCCAACUGCACCUACAAGUAAUGAGCCACCACCAUUACCUGAUAUGCCUCCAUCCGGACCUUAUGGUGAUCUUACAUCCGAAGCUAGUUUUCUUAAAAAACAAUUAAGUGAUGGACGGCCACCAGAAAUUGGUUUUGUUGAUUUGCCACCACAACCAUUGGAUCCUGGAACAAGUGUACCUCCAUCAUAUGAUUCUGUGGUAGCUCAUCAAUCAAGUAAAUCAGUGCCGACACCAAUUGGACAACCACCGCCCGAAGCACCUCCUACAUCGGCAUCAGCAAAACCAGAAAUUGAUUUAGAUAAUUUACCAGCAGUGCCUAAUCUACCAGAUAUUCCAACAGAUUUAGAUGAUUUUGGUAUGAAUAAUAAAUCCACUCAUGGUGGAUCAUCAGCCAAUAAACGAAAUGAUGGUAGCGGUACUGGUGGUGGCCAAGAUGAUGUUGAUUUUGAUGAUCUUCGUCGUCGUUUUGAAGAUUUAAAAAAACGUAAUAAUUAACGUUCUUUGGAGAUCAUGUAUCAUGUCACUUUCCGUUUUGUUUUUAUUUUUCACAAUAUUAUAUACCAACUUAAAUACUAUAUAUACUAACUAA
Messenger RNA from Dermatophagoides farinae (American house dust mite), 1455 nucleotides. The record is from RefSeq and is a predicted model, not a curated record. NCBI's taxonomy places the organism in Eukaryota, Metazoa, Arthropoda, Arachnida, Sarcoptiformes, Pyroglyphidae.